GCAAAAGAAAGGUCAAGAAACUCUUAACAUACUUUCACAAGUAAUUCCAAAAUGCAAUACAAGAAAGUUAUUGUAAAAUUUUCUGCGAUAAGGUGAGCGAAGGAAGAGGGUAAAUUUCUAACCGGAAAUUAAACUUGGUCCACCGGGUUGAGAGAAGAACGAAGUAUAAUUUAUAGAGGAUAUGGAACAAGCAAGGAACAAAUAUGGCUUCCCCGAAAACCUCAUACGUCACGACCUACGCAUGCGUGAUGUGGAGCAGACCAUAAGAGGUCGGGAAUGAAAUUUUGUCACAUCAUUGGAGGAGUAGUUCUUGUUUGUCUGAAAGAACGCUAACAUAGAAGGAAAUUGACUGUAACCGCGAUACAAAUUUUACGCCAAAUUAAAUUGUUUUCUAUUUCAGUUAAAUAGAGGAAAUAAACAAACAAUAAAGAAUUUUGAGUUGUCGAUUGAACGAUAAAGCAUUUUAUUAGACGUUUAUUACUUAAUUGAUUGCGUUGUAGUCCUGUUCAUAAUGCGAUAUAGCUAUGGCAUUGAGAAUAUUGGCACGCGCUUAAGUCAUUAACGUCACAUGGAGCAUAGUUGACUUCCCCUCUCGAAACCUCCGUCCGAAUGACCGGACGUUUUUAAAUGUUGAGUUAACUCUUCACGGAACCGAUUCCUCGUUUUAUUCUUAUAUUGAUCAAUAAAUUUUCCUGAUGUCCUGUGGUUUCUAGCUCCAAACCGCGCCCUUAAGUCAGUUGUCGAAACAAAAAUUUCGCUCAAGCACUUACUUACUGCAGGUGGCUCAAUAUAUAUUUUUAGUGACGCAAUUUAUGCAGACACGCUCUGUUGAUAGAUAAUGUAUGCACUCUAACAUCAGCCUGGAAACGUGACUGAGUAAUUUUCGAUAGUUUGUAUCAAACAUUUUGCGGCCCUAAUGCGAAUGGUCGACGUUUCUUGCAAUAGCUAGGUAAAGGUUGAGUCUGCAUACGAGCCAAGUAGCCCAUUAGGCCGGAGCUUAUCCCGGGUUCUGUAGCAGUGAGACCAGAGUUCAAAUCUUCUGAAUUCAAAUCUUCUGAGAUAUAGAUAAUGCGAAAGGGUAAGUCUAUAUAACGUCACGAAAAACAAAUUGAUUAAUCCGGCGUCAAAUGUUUUGCGUGUUAAGUUUAUUGCUGCCCAGAUUUAUAACACUGAGUGAUUUUGUUUUUGUUUGUUCAAUACUACUAGCAGACGUAAGCAGUAAAAAGUCCUUGUUAUUCGCUAUUGCUUGUGUUACGGAUAGAAUGUAAAAAACACACUUGUUCAAACUUUUCUUAACGUCAACUUAAUGCUAUUACUAAUAAAAGCAAAAUAAACUUGGUGCAAACAAUUUCAAAAGGCUGCACGAGGCACAAUGAUUCGUAAACAUCCGAAAGAAAAUUUAAUUUUUAAGCCUGUGGCUAAACUUUGCGUUUUUGGAUUUAAUUUUUAAGGUGUAGGUCGACUGUCUAUGGAUAGGUAACAAUCAGAUACGUGAGAGGGUUUACGCGAAUCCUGUGAUAAAACUCUUGAAAACCACGUACCACGGAUUACGUAGUUUUUGAACUGUUUUAUUUUCAAUAUUGUAUAACUGAUCCUCGAACCCUUGUGUGAUGAGAAAACCACAACGCCUCCCACCAAACACGAGCUUUGUUCGCCGAGAUGUUUUGAUCAUUGUCUGGGUAAAAAAUACUUCCCAGGAAUACGCGCCCAUUCAUUGGCUGCAUGUUCGUGAAAAGCUUUUAUGCGACUCGGCGAAACAAAGCAGAUCAUACGAGUGAAUACCGCUUAAACGUGACGUAUUCGAAAGUUCAAUCAGAAAACAAUCUUCCAGUUCUCUCAUAAUGGAGGACUGUGUUUUUAACGACGAAGGAUUUGAUGAAAGUGUCACCGAGGAAGCAAAUUUUUUCGUCGCACCCGACCCUUACGAUUGCACCUUGCAGAUAAAGGUCCGAUGGGGUGAGGCGAACUCCGUUAAAAAGCUCUAUUCACCUUUCCUCGAAGGAAUGGAUCCUACUUUUCAAUUUAUUUCUAUCAACGAAAGUGACGAUGUGGAUUCCACUCUGGAUGAAUCAUGCAUUGACGAAGAUGAUGAAUCUCCGAUUCUGCAAUGUCAAGCAAUAAACGUUGUGCUUUUUCUUCACGAAACAUUUGGCCGUUUAUCCGCCAUAGAUGUUCAAAGAAAUUUCCAUUUUCCUCCGUGGAAAUUUCACCAUCGGGUGGAAUUGCCGUUGGAUACCAAGCCCCGGGUAACUGCCAGUCAGGACUUCUACGAGACAUUUCCUGGGUUUCCUUUGUGGUCCAUAUGCCCGGUUCAUUACGGCAACGAACAUUUGCGUUUUCAUAUUUUUACGAGAAACUUUCUUCAGAUGAGGACAUUUUACGAGAUUUUAACAGGGAAGAAGGCAAUCAGUGGCUCUCCUGGGUUUUGCUUCUUUACUUUAUAUUCUCAAAGUGGAUUUGACGUUCAACUUUCACUGAAACACUUACCGCAAAUUUGCCCCAAACCUUCGAAAUCUGCGAGGUUAAAGUUGAAAAUCAAGGACAUUAGCACAAUAAUACCUCAUUUGAAAGAACCCCCGGUUCAAACGGAGGGUACACUGUGGGUCGCCAGUGACCCUGAUGGUAAUGAACUCUUGAUCGAGGAGACCGCACCCAGCCAAGGAAGGCGUAAGACAGGAAGACUACUGUCCAAUAGUAGUCUGGAGACUUCUGACUACGAGACUGCGUCCAUCGACACCGAAAGUUUGGCGGGAAGUAUGAACUACUCACCGCAAGGAACUCUCAGUUCGAGCUUUUCAAAACGUUUAACGUUGUUAUGAAUUAAAGAAGAUCUAAUGAUUAAUGAUGAGUCUACGAAGCUCGGAAGGUUCCCAGACCCGAGUUACAAAGUUAAUCAUAAUUAACAGAUAGCAAGUUCAGUGGCGGAUCUAGAUAUGCCUCCUAACUCUCUCCCUUUCCAAAGCGAGAAAGCUCACUGUCUCCUCUUCUCUCCCCUAUGUUUAUCUCAGCUUACGCUUUGUGUAGUUUGAAAUUAUUCAGACUUAAAACUGAGGGACGAACAAUGUAAAUAGAGAACCUCACCGAAAAGUUGCAAAAUUGAAAUCAAAAUUUUCGCUUACACUGGGUUAGAUUAACCGGACUUUGAACAACUCGGCUCAGCUUUACAUAAAAGAAAACAGAGAAAAUAAUGAGAUCUUUUUUUGCUCUGGGAGUACAAUUUCUUGGUGUGACGAAAUAUGAGUCUCAGAGAGAUUACAGAGAACUUUUUCUUAUAUGUAGUAGAACCAAUAAUUUAAGAUAUUAAAUAUACUCGACGCGUUUACAGUUGAACAAGGAUAAAUAUUUCGGUACAUAGUGUGUGGAAACACCUAGAUAUGAUUUGAGUAUAAUAUUUCUAUUCAUUUUGAUUUUAAUACGUUAUUUAUUACACCGAUUACUGAUAUAUGUAAAUUAGAGUAUUUUAUUAAAGAAAAGAGCAUUUUAUUCCUAUAAAUGUGAAUCUUUGAGAACGGUAGUUCAAGCCGAGAUUCUGAUAGAAGCAGGUGGAAUGGCCAAUUCCCCCCAUGAGGUGUGCCUGCAGGGAAUCAUGGUAGUUGCAUUCAGCAAAAGAAAUAUCCAGUCUAAGGUGAUGAAUACAAAUACCAUGAUUCCUUGCAGGCACAUCUCAUAGAGGUAAUUGCCCAUUGAUGUCCCAUCAAUGGGCCAUUGAUGGGACAUCACCCCCUAUCAUGGGGGGUGGUGGGGGGUGGUUGGGAAGGAAAUAGUGAAAACGUAAUGAAUGGACGCAAACAAGGUAGUGAUGAAGGGCCGAUCUGAAAGUUCUGCAGAGCGGCCUAACGUGCGAUCGUCGGAAAUCACUUUGUGUUUUUGUUGUAAUGUAAACCAUGUUGACCAAACGUCAUAAUCUUACCAUCCUCGUGUUGUUACCUUUGCUUGUCUUAUGUCAUUGAUAAAUGGGCUUGAAAAAAUUCCUUUUUCAAAACAACACUUUAUUAUUGGCUCUUUGUUACCAUACUCGCCGGACAGAAAAGCAGUGCUCUCGACUUAGUCGAGGGAAGUUGUUUAACAUGAUGCAUACCUUAUUAGUAAUGAUUACCUUGCAGCGUAUUACAUACGUUUUUUGGUUUUGGUUCUCGAUGGUCUUCCAAUCCUCGUCCAAAUGCCAUGCAAGUAUGCAUGCUUUGGCUUUGAACGUGCAUUUUGCAAAGAAUUAUAU
Molecule: messenger RNA, 4216 nt
Organism: Orbicella faveolata
Lineage: Eukaryota; Metazoa; Cnidaria; Anthozoa; Scleractinia; Merulinidae
Product: protein FAM124A-like
Source: RefSeq, a predicted model, not a curated record